This is a messenger RNA of Pedinophyceae sp. YPF-701, 576 nucleotides long. The record is from the annotation of a GenBank genome assembly. NCBI's taxonomy places the organism in Eukaryota, Viridiplantae, Chlorophyta, Pedinophyceae.
AUGAGGUAUCUGGAGAUCAACGGCGAUGUGCCCAUCCCGGAGGGGGUGACGGUGGAGGCGAAGGCGCGCAAGAUCACCGUCAAGGGCCCCCGCGGUGAGCUGCACAAGGAGCUCAAGCACAUGGCGGUGGACAUUUUCGUGACGGAGAAGGACGGGAAGCCGAUCGUCAAGGUCGCGAAGCACUUCGGCACUUCCAAGCAGGUGUCUUCGAUCCGCACGGCGUGCUCGCACAUCAAGAACAUGAUCCUGGGCGUCACGAAGGGCUUCCAGUACAAGAUGCGCCUAGUGUACGCGCACUUCCCCAUCAACAUCAACCUCGAGAAGAAGGGCACGGUGGUGGAGAUCCGCAACUUCCUGGGCGAGAAGCGCGUCCGCAUCGUCAACAUGCUCCCCGGCGUGACCUGCGAGAAGGACGCCAACGUCAAGGACCAGCUCGUCUUCACCGGCAACUCCAUCGAGAACGUGUCGCGGUCGUGCGCCCUGAUCAACAACUGCUGCCUGGUGCGCAACAAGGACAUCCGGAAGUUCCUCGACGGCAUCUACGUGUCGGAGUCGGGCGUGCUGGUGACCGAGUAG